CGGCGGGGCGGCGGUGGCCUUGCGCGGACUGGUGAGCGCGGAAAAUCACCACCCAUAUUAUGGAAUUUUAUCUGAUUCUAUAGAUAAGAUUUCAUUAUUCUGGAUAUCAUGAUAACAAUACAGGAAGUAUGCACUAUUUCUCAUUUCUGCAAGUAGUCUUCACUGCUGAAGGAAGAAAUUUUUUAAGCUAUAACAGAGUUCAUUUUGUUACCUUUAAUGGAAAUUCUGAUUUUGUUAAUUUUUGAUAACUUUUUGCAAAGGUAUGAACAACCAAAGAACUUAUCUUGUUAGGCAAGUCCACAUUAAUAAGAAUGCCUAGAAGAGGAUUGAUUCUUCAGACCCGGACCCACUGGCUACUCUUGGGUCUCGCUUUACUCUGCAGUUUGGUAUUAUUUUUGUACCUCCUGGAAUGUGCCCCCCAAACUGAUGGAAAUGCACCUCUUCCUGGUGUUGUUGGGGAAAAUUAUGGUAAAGAGUAUUAUCAAGCCCUCCUACAGGAGCAAGAAGAACAUUAUCAAACCAGGGCUACCAGUCUAAAACGUCAAAUUGCCCAAUUAAAACAAGAAUUGCAAGAAAUGAGUGAGAAGAUGAGAUCACUGCAAGAGAGAAAAAGUGUGGGGGCUAAUGGCAUAGGCUAUCAAGGCAACAAGGAACAAACACCUAGUGAUCUUUUAGAAUUUCUUCAUUCCCAAAUUGACAAAGCUGAAGUUAGCAUAGGAGCCAAAUUACCUAGUGAGUAUGGAGUCAUUCCCUUUGAAAGUUUUACCUUAAUGAAAGUAUUCCAGUUGGAAAUGGGUCUCACUCGCCAUCCUGAGGAAAAGCCAGUUAGAAAAGACAAGCGAGAUGAAUUGGUAGAAGUCAUUGAAGCUGGCUUGGAGGUCAUUAAUAAUCCUGAUGAAGAUGAUGAACAGGAAGAUGAAGAUGGUCCCCUUGGAGAGAAAAUGGUAUUUAAUGAAAAUGACUUCAUAGAAGGUUAUUAUCGCACCGAGAGAGAUAAGGGCACACAGUAUGAACUCUUUUUUAAGAAAGCAGACCUUAUGGAAUAUAGGCAUGUGACCCUCUUCCGCCCUUUUGGACCUCUCAUGAAAGUGAAGAGCGAGAUGAUUGACAUUACUAGAUCAAUUAUUAAUAUCAUUGUGCCACUUGCUGAAAGAACUGAAGCAUUUGCGCAGUUUAUGCAGAACUUCAGGGAUGUGUGUAUUCAUCAGGACAAGAGAAUUCAUCUCACAGUGGUGUAUUUUGGUAAAGAAGGAUUAUCUAAAGUCAAGUCUAUCCUAGAAUCUGUCACAAGUGAGUCUAAUUUUCACAAUUACACUUUGGUCUCCUUGAAUGAAGAAUUUAAUCGUGGACGAGGACUAAAUAUGGGUGCCCGAGCUUGGGACAAGGGAGAGGUCUUGAUGUUUUUCUGUGAUGUUGAUAUAUAUUUCUCAGCUGAAUUCCUUAACAGUUGCCGGUUAAAUGCUGAGCCAGGUAAGAAGGUGUUUUACCCUGUGGUUUUCAGUCUUUACAACCCUGCCAUUGUUUAUGCCAGUCAGGAUGUACCACCACCCGUGGAGCAGCAGCUGGUUCACAAAAAGGAUUCUGGCUUUUGGCGAGAUUUUGGCUUUGGAAUGACUUGUCAGUAUCGAUCAGAUUUCCUGACAAUUGGUGGAUUUGACAUGGAAGUAAAAGGUUGGGGUGGAGAAGAUGUUCAUCUUUAUCGAAAAUACUUACAUGGUGACCUGAUUGUGAUUCGGACUCCAGUUCCUGGCCUUUUCCACCUCUGGCAUGAGAAACGCUGUGCUGAUGAGUUGACUCCUGAGCAGUACCGUAUGUGCAUCCAGUCCAAAGCCAUGAACGAGGCCUCUCACUCGCACCUGGGAAUGCUGGUCUUCAGGGAGGAGAUAGAGACGCAUCUUCACAAACAGGCAUACAGGAUAAAUAGUGAAGCUGUCGGUUAACAUAAUCACUGGCACAUUAGUCUGAACCACAAACCAGCACUAUUUAUUUAGCCUUAAUUCCAAUUCCAGAUGCAGUGCCUCUUUCAGAGAAGACAUGCCUAUCUUUUGUGUUCUUUCUGAUAUUACUUUACUUAAGCAGUUUAACUUGUUAUGAGAAGAAAAAAUCAAGUGUUUCAGUGCAAAGCCUGUUUUGUGGGCAUACCAUACUAUGGAAUCGCUGACAAAUCAAAAUCUGGUGUUUGCCCCAAAAGUAGUUUUGAGUUAGUUUCUACCCUGUACCCAUGUUCUAAUGUGCCCUGGUUGCAUAUGGGUUGAGGGUUGGAAUGUGUUAUGCUCAUGGUAGGUCAGGAGCAUCCAGCUCCUGCAGAGAGGAAAGAGUAAUAUUUGAUGCAGUGUGUAGACAAGGGUUCUUCCCCUGCUGACCACCAAGUCAACUUGCUUUUAAAUUAAGAUCUUUAGUCAGUUGCCUGAAGAAUUCUUUUUCAUUGAAGCAGAGGAUGACUAAAUGACACAUCUGAAAUUCACAAUCAAUCAAAAGAAAUAAAAACCCCUUAAACUGAAUGUUGCUUAGCUCCCUGAAUGUGUUUUUAAAUAAAUGGAUGAUGGUAGAAAAUACUUUAGCUUAGAAUCUAUGACUUGAUUAAAACUGUAAUGUGUUGUUAUCAGGAUUAGUAGUCAACAUUGUUAUAAAUUGUUUUAAACAAACAAAUAAAAUGGAAAUGUCUUUAAUAGAACAUUUAAUUAUGUUGGAGCAUAGGGCACUAAUGAUAUCUGGGAACAUCAGUUUACAUGAGCCAGGGUGCUAUCGGGGCCUUCUUGUAGUGAUUCAGAAUAGAUGAGCAUAGCAUGG
This is a messenger RNA of Enhydra lutris kenyoni (northern sea otter), 2790 nucleotides long. RefSeq names its product chondroitin sulfate N-acetylgalactosaminyltransferase 2. Gene Ontology annotation, molecular function: glucuronosyl-N-acetylgalactosaminyl-proteoglycan 4-beta-N-acetylgalactosaminyltransferase activity. Bases 312 to 1940 code for a protein of 542 amino acids. The transcript is spliced from 8 exons. Gene Ontology annotation, cellular component: Golgi cisterna membrane. The record is from RefSeq and is a predicted model, not a curated record. NCBI's taxonomy places the organism in Eukaryota, Metazoa, Chordata, Mammalia, Carnivora, Mustelidae.